AUGUUUACACAACACGACUUCAUUCCUGGUCAUGAUUCAUCGGAGGAGGCGAAUUUACUGAGUCACAGAGCCAUUUACCGGCCUGCAGUGGACAGCAACUCCUUAUUAGUAGACUAUUUGGAUUCUGGAAUUUAUAGUGACAGAAAAAAAAGCAGUUUUACUUUAAGCAACAGUAAUCCUCUGGACAUUAGGAAUAUUGGAUUUCCAUUCGAAUUGAACAAAUACAGAAGUGACUUGAUAUGUACACAACAGGCUCGCGUAUCAUUACGAGCUAGGGCACCAUGUGUAACUAUCGAAUGGUACCCUGGUGGAAGAAGAUUAGUUGUAGGUACUGUAGGUGGUGAGCUGACUCUUUGGAAUGGAACAUAUUUUUCAUUUGAGGAUCUUAAGAGUGUUCCGUCAGGUCAAGGAGCAGUUUUGGCCUUAAACUUUUCAAAGCAGGAUGACUUUAUUGCAUGCGGAGACGGAAGUGGAAAUAUAGUACUAUUAACCCCUUCUUUAGCACCAAUAGCAUCGUUCAGACAGUUUUUAGGCCAUGUUGUCAGAGAUGUCACAAUAUCUCCUACAGGAAACAAAGUGGUAGCAGCGGCUGAGAAUGUUCACCCUAUAAUUAUUGAUGUUGGCUCUCAAAAAAUUGAAAGUUCUCUAACUUCGAGAGGAUACGAUAUUACUUUUGCACAGUGGCAUCCAAUUAAAGGACUAAUUGCUACAGGGUCUCAGACCCAUCAGCUUCACCUUUGGGAUCCUAGAACAGCUAAUGCUAUUGGAACUAUUUUUGGCCAUAGGCAUACCGUCGUGCGAAUUAAAUGGAGUUCUUCAGGCAAAAUGCUUGCUUCUUCAGGAAAAGACGGUGCAUUGAAAAUUUGGGAUAUUAGACAAUUAUCAAAGCCAAUAACCACUUAUAAAACAAAAUGUGAUGCUGUGAGUAUAUCUUGGCAUCCAGAAGUUGAGUCUUUAAUGGCAGUUGGAUUUUUUGAUGGUGACAUUGCUUAUUAUAAUAUUGAUGUUAAUUUUGGAAAUCCACUUGGAUUAAUUCCCUCAGCACAUCAAGGAGCUGUUUGGGGAGUUGCAUGGCAUCCACUUGGGCAUUUGGUUGUUUCUAGUGGUCAAGACUCUAGGCUCAAAAUAUGGUCUAGGAAUUUGUGUGGGAGCCCUGGAACUAUAAAUGAGCAUGAAAUACUACCUCAAUUAUCGCUUCCACGGCAAAAUCCGACCAUGGCCAAAUGA
Messenger RNA from Cryptosporidium ubiquitum, 1227 nucleotides. RefSeq names its product WD40 domain-containing protein. Bases 1 to 1227 code for a protein of 408 amino acids. The transcript has a single exon. Gene Ontology annotation, molecular function: protein binding. NCBI's taxonomy places the organism in Eukaryota, Apicomplexa, Conoidasida, Eucoccidiorida, Cryptosporidiidae. Gene Ontology annotation, cellular component: mRNA cleavage and polyadenylation specificity factor complex. The record is from RefSeq and is a predicted model, not a curated record.